Molecule: messenger RNA, 1863 nt
Organism: Capronia epimyces CBS 606.96
Lineage: Eukaryota; Fungi; Ascomycota; Eurotiomycetes; Chaetothyriales; Herpotrichiellaceae
Exons: 1
Coding region: 1-1863 (620 amino acids)
Biological process (GO): amino acid transmembrane transport
Cellular component (GO): membrane
Molecular function (GO): L-amino acid transmembrane transporter activity
Source: RefSeq, a predicted model, not a curated record
AUGCCGCCUCCCUCUGGCUUCUCCGCAAUCCAGAAGCCUUCGCAGCUAUCCGGGCGAGAUUCCCUCGAACUGGCCUCGCUCGCCGACUCUGAGCCCGAUGAGCUUCCCGACUCCGAGACCUCUUCCCGAUCCGGCGUCUCCUCUCAACGUCUUUCCUUCGAGAACGAGGACCCUUUGGACGACGCGAACCCGGCGGCUCGCGACCGCAUCCACGGGAGGUCUUACUCCGUGUCGUCUGCCUUUGACUUCACCCCGGCGCUCUUCCCUCUCUCCUCGACCGGCGGAGGCUACACCGCGCUCGGGAAUCCGUCUAAUGUUUCCCUUUCCCUCGAUCGACGUGCGGCGUUGCAGAGCCUGGAGAAGAACAAAACGUUGACAUACUUGAAUGGCCUUUCCCUGGUGGUCGGAUUGAUCAUCGGCUCGGGGAUCUUCUCUUCUCCAGCACAAGUGAACUCUCACACUGGAUCUCCGGGAGCCUCGUUGAUUGUCUGGACGAUCUCAGGAAUUCUGGCAUGGACGGGUGCCGCCUCGUACGCAGAACUGGGAGGCGCUAUCCCCUUAAAUGGAGGUGCUCAGGUGUACUUGGCCAAGAUCUUCGGUGAGAUUGUCGGCUUCCUCUUCACCUGGAGCGCGAUCCUGGUGCUCAAGCCCGGGUCAUCGGCCAUCAUCGCCAUCAUCUUGGGAGAAUACCUGGUGCGGGCGGUGAUCGGCGCCGAGGUCGAGGAUGUCAAUCCUUGGGUCAACAAGAUACCGGCCUUGGUGGCCCUGAUGCUUGUCACGCUGUUCAACUGUGUCUCGACUCGCUUUGCUGCACGGCUGGGCGAUCUCUUCAUGUUCUUCAAAUUCCUCGCGCUGAUCGCCGUCACCAUCAUCGGCAUCGUGGUCGCAGUUACCGGGCUGUCGUUCAACGGCCCGGCUAACCAAGACUGGCGGGACCACAACUGGUUCGAAGGCACCACGACCGACAUCUCCAGCUGGGCUGUCGCGCUCUACGCCGGCCUCUGGGCGUUCGACGGCUGGGAUAAUACCAACUAUGUGACGGGGGAGUUCAAGAAUCCUAGCCGCGACCUUCCCCGUGUGAUCCAUACGGCCAUGCCUGCCGUGAUUGUUUGCUAUCUCCUUGCCAACAUCGCAUACAUCUUCGUUCUGCCACAGGAGACUAUUGACAAAUCCAACACCGUGGCCGUGCAGUUCGGCAGCAAAGUCUUCGGCCCUGUCGGCGGGCUCAUUUUGGCAUUGAUUGUCUCGGCGUCCUGCUUCGGGGCGUUGAAUGCCACGACGUUCACAUCCGGCCGACUUGUCUACGUCGCCGGCCGCGAGGGCUACCUCCCUUCUGUGUUCGGCAAGAUUGGGUUCGGAUACACCUCGGGCCCGGAGACGCCCAUCAGUAUGCCGCUGAACAAACUGCGCGAGCGGUCCUGGCUGUCGAAGUUGCUGGGCCGGCUGUUUGGCGACGAGUCCAUCGGGCUGGGCUACACCCCGGUCAACGCGAUGCUGCUGAACAUGGUGCUGUGCAUGGUCUACAUCUGCCUGGGAGAGUUCAAGACUCUCAUCACCUUCUACGGUGUCGCCGGCUACACAUUCUACUUCCUGACCGUGUUGGGUCUGAUCGUGCUGCGCAUCCGGGAGCCGCACCUCGAGCGCCCUUACCGGACUUGGAUCACUACGCCCAUCAUCUUCUGCUGCGUCAGCCUGUUUCUCGUCAGCCGCGCCGUCGUCGCCCAGCCGUUGCAGACCGUCAUUGUUGUUGCGUUCGUGGCCAGCGGCAUUCCUGUGUAUUUCUGGCGCGUCGCUGGGCGCGAUGACCUGACCGGGCCCGGGCGGAGAGAGCGAAAGUUCUGGAGGCGUUGGGGUAGGACUUGA